Molecule: messenger RNA, 1763 nt
Organism: Heterocephalus glaber (naked mole-rat)
Lineage: Eukaryota; Metazoa; Chordata; Mammalia; Rodentia; Bathyergidae
Gene: Upp1
Product: uridine phosphorylase 1
Biological process (GO): nucleotide catabolic process; uridine catabolic process
Cellular component (GO): cytoplasm; cytosol
Molecular function (GO): uridine phosphorylase activity
Source: RefSeq, a predicted model, not a curated record
GGCGGGGUGCAGACCUGGCGGGGGCCCCGCUGGCUGUCCCGGGUCUGUGCCUUUCCCUGCCGGCCGGCGGCCCGGCUCCCUCCCGCCGCCUGCUGCCUCGGAGUCCGGGCUCCUGGCGCCGGGUGCCGGCUCUGCCCUGCCCUGUCCUCCACCCUCCCGCGGCCGUCCUCGCCCGCCUCGCUUCCCCCUGCGGGGUCCUCCGGCUCAGCGAGGCCACUCGUCCCAUCCAUUUGCUGUAACUUCUCCCUGAAAGCCCGGACGCCCUUGAAUAGAAGGAAUGUGUCGAACUCAGGCCGUGCGGCCAGCGGGCUUGGUCUGUCUGUCCUGCCUUUUAGUUUGUGCACUUUGUGUGGAGCCUGCGUUUGGCCCAGGCCUCCCUGCUUCUCAGCCAACCUUCCCUCGUUUCUUACCUUUUUUCGGAGGCCAAAUGGACCUUCUUUCCCCCCGCGUGGCCUGCAGCGUGCAGCAUCUCCUGCUCAGCGCGGGCUUAUUGGGCUCGAAUUAGACGCUUGGGUCGAGACACUGGUCCUGCCUGGCUCGAGAUGGCGGCCACUGGAACUGAGACGAAGGACCUGGACAGUCAUCACAAGAACCGCCUCGUCCAGCUUUCAAAUCCUCACGUGGCGAACAUGAAGGAGGACGUUCUCUACCAUUUCAGCCUCAGCACUAGCACGCACGACUUCCCCGCCAUGUUUGGGGACGUGAAGUUCGUGUGUGUGGGGGGAAGCCCCUCCCGGAUGCUCACCUUCAUCAAAUACGUGGCCAAGGAGCUGGGCCUCAGCCACCCAGGGGACGAGUACCCCAACAUAUGCUCAGGGACUGACCGCUACGCCAUGUACAAAGUGGGCCCGGUGCUGUCCGUGAGUCACGGCAUGGGGAUCCCUUCCAUUGCCAUCAUGCUGCAUGAGCUCAUCAAGCUGCUGUUCCACGCCGGCUGCAGCAACGUCACCGUCAUCCGCAUUGGCACGUCUGGCGGGAUAGGUCUGGAGCCUGGCUCCGUGGUCAUCACGCGGCAGGCCAUGGACGCCUGCUUCAACCCGGAGUUCGAGCACAUUGUGCUGGGCAAGCGUGUGGUGCGCAGCACCGACCUGGACGAGGGGCUGGCGCAGGAGCUGCUGCACUGCUCCACUGACCUCAGCGAGUUCACCACGGUGGUGGGCAACACCAUGUGCACCCUGGACUUCUACGAAGGCCAAGGCCGUCUGGACGGCGCCCUCUGCACCUACACAGAGAAGGACAAGCAGGCCUACCUGCAGGCGGCCCAUGCUGCGGGCAUCCGCAACAUCGAGAUGGAGUCGUCCGUCUUUGCCGCCAUGUGCAGCGCCUGUGGCCUCCGAGCGGCCGUGGUGUGUGUCACACUCCUGGACCGCCUUCUUGGGGACCAGAUCAGCAGCCCCCACGAGGUGCUGGCCGAGUACCAGCAGCGGCCGCAGCGCCUGGUGGGCCACUUCAUCAAGAAGAGCCUGGCGCCUGCCUGAGACCCUCAUCUCCCGCCAGGGGGCCUGCCGUCCAGCCCCCCCGUGUCACCUGGAGCACAGUUCACUUGACUUGGGGAGCAGAGGAGAGGAGCCAUCGGAUCACAAGGGACAGCAUCUUUGCAAAGCUUCACUAGAGCACGUCAAUGACUUGACCUUGGUUUGGAGUUUUUCUUUCCAGAACAUUCUGUUGAAUAUUUGAACUCUUGUCAGGGAAAAAUUUAAGAUUUUUCAUUCUAUGCCAUUCGUGUGAACAAACAAGGAAUUUGAUAACUGGCAGCAAACUUA